AUGGCAAGUUCCAAUAUAGUUAAGUGCUCUACGCGCAUUGAUAAAAAAGACUGCGAUUUUACGUGGUCAAUAGAAAAUUUCACAUUCAUCCUAGAAAAGAAUAAAGGUAUAAUAAUAUCGCCCAAGUUCUAUGCAGGUAGUGACACGGAAAAAGGAUUUUAUUUGUCCAUAGAUAAAUACCGGUAUUCUCCUUGUGGUAAACCUAGUGCGAUCGAUUUUAUGCAAAUACGUCUGGAAUUGGUCAACGAACCUACGAUCAAAGAUUACGAGUUCGAAGUAUCAAUAAUCAAAGAUGGAAAAAUUAUUGAAACCCAUACAAAUAGUUGCAAAUCUUGUAUUUCGAAGCCCAACCGAAAAGUGAUUUUGGACGAUUUUCCAGAAAAGAUUACGAAAUUCAUUUCGUCUACGGGUGCUUUAACCAUUCGCUGUAAAGUAACUGUCUCAAACGGAAGUAUAACAAACUUUUUUGACUAUGGACCCGUUGAUGGGAGUAAAGUACCAAAACUGAAGUUCGAUUCGGUACUUCUUGAUGAAAAAUUUAGUGAUGUGAAAUUACGAACAGCGUGUGGGAAAGAAAUCCCUGCGCACAAGGUCGUGCUCGCCACUGCUAGUCCAGUAUUCAAUGCUAUGUUCAGUCAUGAUAUGUUGGAAAACAAAACUCAAUCAGUUGAUAUGGUGGAUAUUACUUACGAAGCAGCCGUUCAAAUGCUACGAUACAUCUACACUGGUACUCUUGCUAAUCACCAAACUUCCUUGAUUCUUAACCUUUUGUCGGUCGCUGACAAGUAUCAACUUGAAGACUUGAAAAAUAAGUGCGAGCAUGUAAUAGGCACAAAUUUAUCUACUGAAAAUGUUUUAGAAAUUCUUAAAGUUGCUGAUGAUCACGGGGCUAAACAUUUAAAAGAAAAAGCGAUCAAAUUUGUUAAGAGUAAUGUAAACGGACCUUUAGAAUCUAAUAAUGUUGGCGAUUUUAUUCUCAGUAUGGCACAGUUUCUUCACAAAUAA
This is a messenger RNA of Trichogramma pretiosum, 1005 nucleotides long. RefSeq names its product speckle-type POZ protein B-like. The transcript has a single exon. The coding region runs from base 1 to 1005 and encodes 334 amino acids. Lineage: Eukaryota; Metazoa; Arthropoda; Insecta; Hymenoptera; Trichogrammatidae. Gene Ontology annotation, cellular component: nucleus; cytoplasm. Gene Ontology annotation, molecular function: ubiquitin protein ligase binding. The record is from RefSeq and is a predicted model, not a curated record. Gene Ontology annotation, biological process: regulation of proteolysis; proteasome-mediated ubiquitin-dependent protein catabolic process.